This is a messenger RNA of Centropristis striata (black sea bass), 2259 nucleotides long. It is a transcript of the gene galnt11, whose product is annotated as UDP-N-acetyl-alpha-D-galactosamine:polypeptide N-acetylgalactosaminyltransferase 11 (GalNAc-T11). Bases 184 to 1923 code for a protein of 579 amino acids. NCBI's taxonomy places the organism in Eukaryota, Metazoa, Chordata, Actinopteri, Perciformes, Serranidae. Gene Ontology annotation, cellular component: Golgi apparatus. The transcript is spliced from 12 exons. Gene Ontology annotation, molecular function: Notch binding. Gene Ontology annotation, biological process: regulation of Notch signaling pathway. The record is from RefSeq and is a predicted model, not a curated record.
GGAGGCUGUGAGCGGAAGUGACGUGGAGCAGCCGUGUUCCAGCUCCGGUCAGAGCUUCAUUGGCUGUUGUUGAGCAGCUUUAAUCCGAGCGGCUCGCGUUGCUGUCGGCUGGCGGAGGCAGGUCGGCCCGGUGCUCCCCGUCCAGGAACCCUCUGUGAUGUGAGCGAUGCUCUCUCGGCCACCAUGGCCAGUGUGACUCUGAGGUACUUCUGUUACGGUUGCCUGGUAACCUCCGCCACGUGGUCCGUCCUCCUGCUGCUCUACUUCUCUCUGGGGGCGGAGCCAGGCCGCGGCAGGACCCCCCUGCAGCACCGCAGCCAGCCAAUCACCAAGGGCCUGCUGGACCGGAGGGCGGGGCGUCGGCCGGUGGAGCUGUCGCCGGAGAUGGGGAUGAUCUUUAACGAGGAGGACCAGGAGGUGCGGGACACCGGCUACCAUCGACACGCCUUCAACGUGCUCAUCUCCAGCAGGCUGGGGUCCCACAGGGAGCUGCCCGACACCAGAGACCCCCAGUGCAGGGAGAAGGUGUACCCUGCGUCUCUUCCUGCUGCCAGUGUGGUCAUCUGUUUCUUCAACGAGGCGUCCUCCGCCCUGCUGAGGACCGUCCACAGCGUCCUGGACCGCACGCCGCACGCCCUGCUGCACCAGGUCAUCCUGGUGGACGACCACAGCACGCUGGAGGAGCUGAAGGAUGACCUGGACCGAUACGUCAGUGAGGAGCUGCAGGGGAAGAAGGUGAAGCUGGUGAGGAACCAGAAGAGAGAAGGACUCAUCAGAGGACGCAUGAUAGGAGCCUCACACGCUACAGGUGAGGUGCUGGUGUUCCUGGACAGUCACUGUGAGGUGAACGAGGCGUGGCUGCAGCCGCUGCUGGCUCCGAUCCAGCGUGAGCGCCGCACCGUGGUCUGCCCCGUCAUCGACAUCAUCUCCGCCGACACGCUGUCCUACUCGCCCUCGCCCAUCGUCAGGGGCGGCUUCAACUGGGGGCUGCACUUCAAGUGGGACCCCGUCCCCCCCGCCGAGCUCAGCGGGCCCGAGGGCGCCACGGGGCCCAUCAGGUCUCCCACCAUGGCGGGCGGCCUGUUCGCCAUGGACAGGAAGUACUUCAACGAGCUCGGCCAAUACGACGCCGGCAUGGACAUCUGGGGCGGCGAGAACCUGGAGAUCUCCUUCAGGAUCUGGAUGUGUGGGGGUCAGCUGAUCAUCGUCCCCUGCUCCAGAGUUGGACACAUCUUCAGGAAGAGACGACCGUACGGCUCCCCGGGGGGUCAGGACACCAUGGCCCACAACUCCCUGAGACUGGCCCACGUCUGGAUGGACGAGUACAAGGAGCAGUAUCUGUCCCUGCGUCCGGAGCUCCGUGACCGUAGCUAUGGCGACGUCAGCGAGCGCGUGGCGCUGCGGCGGCGGCUGCAGUGUCGGCCGUUCCGCUGGUACCUGGACACCGUCUACCCCGAGAUGCAGACCGUUGCCGCCGGCAACAAACAACAACAACCGCUGUUCGUCAACAAAGGACUGAGACGAGCCAAAGUCCUGCAGAGAGGACGGCUCAGGAACCUCUCAGCGGGACGCUGUCUGGUGGCUCAGGGCCGAGCCAGUCAGAAGGGCGGGGUCGUCGUCCUGAGGCCAUGUGACCCCCGAGACCCCGAACAGGACUGGGCCUAUGAUGAGGAGGGUCAGCUGGUUCUAGCUGGUCUUCUGUGUCUCGACGUGUCAGAGAUCAGAACCUUCGACCCCCCCAGACUGAUGAAGUGUCACGGCUCGGGGGGGUCACAGCAGUGGAGCCUGGGGAAGUCUAACCGUCUCUACCAGGUGUCGGUGGGUCAGUGUCUCUCUCUCGCCCAGCCCGUCGGCCCCAAAGGUUACGUCUCCAUGGCGAUCUGCGACGCCUCGCAGGCACAGCAGUGGCAGCUGGAGGCCUGAGCGAUGACAUCACCGGGCAGAGCGAUGACAUCACCGGGCAGAGCGAUGACAUCGCCGGGCUGAGCGAUGACAUCACACGGGCCCAGCGAUGACAUCACGCAUUUUUAAAGACAAUCAGGUUUUACUGACACUUUUUAAGGACUUGAAGCGAGCAGCAGAUUUUAUUCAGUUUUCAUGGUUUUAAAUUUCAUAUCAGACUGAAGACACGAGGCUGCAUGGAGGUCCUGGAUCAUCCUGGAUCAUCGUGGACUCCAGGGAGCAGCAGUGUUUAUUUAUUUUAAGGUUCAGAGACAGAAACUCUUUAUGUCAUUUCAUCAAUAAAUGUUGGACAAGUGA